UUUUAUACCGAAAAAGUAAACAAAUGAAUUUGUAUUCAUGUUAUAGUUAUUGCAAUAACUAUGAUAAAUAUUUUUUAUUAUGUAUAGAGAGUGCAAUCAUGUCCUUAUACAACCAAAAUAAGCUUAUACUUAAUUAUUUUAAACGAAUGAAGUUCAAGAGAAAGGUUUGAUUAUGAGAUUGAUAUUACUUUUAUUUUGUUUAAUUAAUUUUACCCUAGCAUGCCGGCCUGCGGAGGAAAUUGAAGGACCUGGAGACAAUAACGAGGAGAAAAAAAAUAAGACACAACGCCCAAAAUUCUUCUCAGAUAAACCUUGGGGAGGUUGGAUCCCGCCGGAUGACAGUUGGAAAAUAUGGGUCGCAAUAUGGGGAAAGGAGAACACAUCAAUGGCUUUUGAUAGUACUGAAGUUGGUAGGAACCCUGAAGACGGCUGGCCGGCUUAUUGGAAGGGUUUGGGUAAGGGCAAUUCGGGUGUUCCACCUCCCCCUUGGGCGUAUAUCCCGGAGAACUAUGGCAGACCAGAUUUUUGUUACCUAUUACCCGUGGAGGGUGACUGCAACAAGUCCCAGCACAGGUGGGGCUUCAAUCCCACUGUGAACGCGUGUGACCAGUUCCUGUACAGCGGCUGCGGCGGUAACGAGAACAACUUCAUGAAUAGAAAAGACUGUGAACGUUCGUGUGGGCGCACUCCACAAACGGAUUGCGAUUGGGAAGCUAUUCCUAAAUUAGUAUGAAAAGAAUUUCUGUCGCUUAUCACCAUUGUACUGGUAUAAUUUUUUCUCACAAGUUUUUUUUAGAGAUCAAGUAAUAAAACAA
Molecule: messenger RNA, 815 nt
Organism: Danaus plexippus (monarch butterfly)
Lineage: Eukaryota; Metazoa; Arthropoda; Insecta; Lepidoptera; Nymphalidae
Product: collagen alpha-1(XXVIII) chain-like
Exons: 3
Coding region: 173-733 (186 amino acids)
Molecular function (GO): serine-type endopeptidase inhibitor activity
Source: RefSeq, a predicted model, not a curated record